Molecule: messenger RNA, 1515 nt
Organism: Aureobasidium musti
Lineage: Eukaryota; Fungi; Ascomycota; Dothideomycetes; Dothideales; Saccotheciaceae
Source: the annotation of a GenBank genome assembly
GCUGCUUGGACGCCAAAUACCAAUGGUCAACCACCCCAGCAACAACAACAACCUCCUCACCCUCAACAUCCUCAUCAACACCCUCACCAACAACAGCAGUUGCAACAACAACCUUUGCAACACCAGCAACCUCCCCGCCUCCACCUUCCACCUCUGCCCCUCCACAACAUCAGCAGCAGUGGGCGCAACCACCUCCAACUCAUCCCAACGCUCAGUACUCCCAACAGCGUCAUCCCGCUCAGGUAUUUCGAGUCGCACACGCAAGCACUCUCGUGUGACACUAACCUUUCUCCUAUCCAGAUUCCUCCCAUCAGCCAGGCAUUGCCCCAAGGAGGACCUCCAAACAUGACCACUCUUCAACCCUCUCACCCAGACCACUAUCGCUCGCUGCCACCACCUCCAAUCCUCUACCCUAUCCUCCUCAACCCGCACCUCGUCAAAGAACAGCUAUUGCUUGUCGCUACUGCCGUCGCAGANAAGAUUCGAUGCUCUGGAUUUGAUCAAUCGGAGGAUGGUCGUUGCACGAACUGCCAACGAUUCUCGCAGGAGUGCGUCUUCACGCCCGUUUCAGCACAGUCGCAGGCCUUUGUCCCGGCGCAUACCGUCUGGAGACAGCAGGGUGCACCUNCCACAGCAACUGUACGGAGCCUAUGGUCAGCCGCUUCCUCCUCAGCAACACGCGGCUCGCGAUCCCUAUCCUGCGCCGCAACAUGCCUACCCCCUCCUCAGGGUUACCCUCAAGGUCCACCAGUCUACGCCAUGCCUCCAGGUCAUGUCCCUCAAGGGCCUCCACCCGCUCAUAUGGCACCUCCGCAACCCACUGGAACACCAAACUCUGCUCAGGAAGCUGGUCGCAAGCGCCCCAAUGAAGAGCCACACACGCCAACCCUCCCACCACCAAACCCUGCUCAGGCCGCCCAACUCUCUCAACAAGGACCUCCUCCACCUCAUGCUCAUGCUCAUGCUCAGCCUCAGUACACUUACCCCGAUCCUACUGUAUUGACACCUGCAGCUGGUUCUCCUGCUUCUUCGAACACUUCGUUCCAAUCCGCUCAACCUCAUGCUCAGCCAUACUUUGCGCCUGCACCUGCACGUAAACCAUCUCCUCAGCAAAACAACUUCGCUUAUGAACAGCCUCGUGCUUCUCACUCUCCACACGCUCAUGCUGCAUCUGUCACCCCGGCUGCAUACAAUCCAGCCGUGACUUCUCACCCUGAUUCGAAGCCCGUUCCCUCGAGCUCGGAACGUUCAAGCCCGACUACCACUGCCAGAGGUGUACGCAUCAACGAAUUGGUCGGUCCAAGUGGUCAGCCUCAGGCUCNNAGUCUCAGCAGAACCACAACCAGGCACCCCCACCACCUCCCCUCUACUGCUGCCCACUCCCAGCAGCCCCAGCAAGCACCAGGUGCUCCUCAGAACGCGUCGCAACAGGCCCAGAACCAGGCCAAUUCCGAGGGUAGCAGAAGCCAAGCUGAUAGCAACAUGCUUAGCAAACUCAACAACCCGCGCAUGUAG